ACAAACUGGAUUGACAGGACGCUUGCAGCAGCACCCCAUGUAAAUAGCAGUGGGAGGCCGUAGUUGCUAGUCAGCCGUCGGGUGGAGAUAGAAAGCGUAAAGGCGUGGGCCGAGGACCGGAAGAACAGUUAACUAGAUAUCUACGGCAUAAACGGUUGUUUUUUGAUUUACGCAUCAUCAACGUCUAGCAAACAACACUUGCAAGCAGCACGGCAAGCAGCGACGAUGCCUGAUAGAGAGCAACUGAUACAGAAAGCUCGGAUGGCCGAGCAAGCUGAGCGGUACGAUGACAUGGCCUCAGCGAUGAAACAGGUGACAGAGCUCGGGGAGCCUCUGAGCGAUGACGACCGCAACCUGCUCUCGGUGGCGUACAAGAACGUGGUGGGAGCCAGGCGUUCUUCAUGGAGGGUGACCUCCAGCAUCGAGGCCAGGGUCGUAUCCGACGACAACGAGAAGAAGCUGGAGCUGGUGCGCGCUUACAGGGAGACCAUCGAGAAGGAACUGGAGACCGUCUGCCAAGACGUCCUAACCCUCCUCGACCAGUUCCUCAUCAAGAGCUGCGACGCUGAGCAGCUGGAGGGUAAGGUGUUCUACCUGAAGAUGAAGGGAGACUACCACCGCUACCUGGCCGAGGUGGCCACGGGCGACAAGAACGCGGCCGCCGUCCAAGCCUCCGAGGUGGCGUAUCGGGAGGCGUACGAUAUCAGCAAGGGCAUGGCUGCCACCCACCCUAUCCGCCUGGGCCUGGCUCUCAACUUCUCCGUGUUCUACUACGAGAUCCAGGGAGCUCCGGAGCAGGCCUGCCAGCUGGCCAAGGAGGCUUUCGACGAGGCCAUCGGACACCUGGAGAACAUGAAAGAGGACUCCUAUAAGGACUCGACCCUCAUCAUGCAGUUGCUGCGGGACAACUUGACCUUGUGGACCACUGACCAGCAGGCCACCGAGGAAGUGGGGGCCAAUGAAUGAGGGCCCCCCCCCCCCUUGUCCCCUCCUCUUCUACCUUGGAUAGUCGUUAGCUAGAGUAGCCACGUCAUGUCAUCAGCCCAUUCUGAUUCCCCUUUUGUCUUUUCUUCUUCUUCUUCUCCUCUCUCCCCGUCCACUUCCUCAUCCGCCCCCUCUGUCUCAUCGUGUCGUCACGGUGACCUACUUGUGGGGAAAAAAAGAGGGUUUUUGUCAGUUAAGGCCUGCUGCCCGUCCUCCAUUCUUGCGUUUCCUUCUCUCCCGUGUUCACAAGCUCACCUCGACUCUCACUCCCUGUCACUCUCUCUUUGUCUGUCUCUCUCUAUCGGUCUAUCUUGCUCUCUCUGUCCCUCUCUCUCUGUGUUGGUCUAUCUCUCUCUCUCUCUCUUGCUGUCUCUCUCUCUGUGUUGGUCUAUCUCUCUCUCUCUUGCUGUGUCUCUCUCUCUCCCCUCCCUCCAAGCUUUCUGAGCCUGGCCCACUUCCUGUGCACUGGUGAUAUUUGUCCCCUCCUUUCCCCAUUCAUUGUUGCUGAUAAUGAACCGAUUGGUUGGUAUUCCAGUGACAUUUAUACAGGAAGUUCUGCGAGGACCAUUUAGUAUGUCUAUCACAAAAUUGGGUGUCUGUAAAACGCUAAUUAGGGAAAUGAUUGAUUUGUUCAGUUACCCAUCUACAUUCAUUAGAAUGUUGUGCUUUUCCUUGACUGAACCCUGUUGCUGUAAGACUUUUGUCUGGUGGCCCAUCCUCUCUGUCCUGUGUGUUGUCAUUGACACGCCCUUAUAAGGGCAGUUUGUCUUCACGGGUGAUUGGACGGCGUCUGGUUUUUCAGUUCCAGUCGCCGAAUAAUAAAAACAUAUUUUGUUUUUAUUAUCAUUAUUAUUAUUAUUGUUAAUGCGUGGUCAUUAAAACAAUGCCAUUAAAACAUUACCUACCAUGGGAA
This is a messenger RNA of Hypomesus transpacificus, 1897 nucleotides long. It is a transcript of the gene ywhah, whose product is annotated as tyrosine 3-monooxygenase/tryptophan 5-monooxygenase activation protein, eta polypeptide. Gene Ontology annotation, cellular component: cytoplasm. Gene Ontology annotation, biological process: signal transduction. NCBI's taxonomy places the organism in Eukaryota, Metazoa, Chordata, Actinopteri, Osmeriformes, Osmeridae. The record is from RefSeq and is a predicted model, not a curated record. The coding region runs from base 226 to 966 and encodes 246 amino acids. The transcript has 3 exons.